This is a messenger RNA of Nicrophorus vespilloides, 1273 nucleotides long. It is a transcript of the gene Mrm2, whose product is annotated as rRNA methyltransferase 2, mitochondrial. The record is from RefSeq and is a predicted model, not a curated record. The transcript is spliced from 4 exons. NCBI's taxonomy places the organism in Eukaryota, Metazoa, Arthropoda, Insecta, Coleoptera, Silphidae. Gene Ontology annotation, molecular function: rRNA (uridine-2'-O-ribose)-methyltransferase activity. Gene Ontology annotation, cellular component: mitochondrion. The coding region runs from base 384 to 1121 and encodes 245 amino acids. Gene Ontology annotation, biological process: RNA methylation.
AAAAAUAACUUAACUGAAAUUAAAGGUUAAUGAAAAUGUGUGAUACUUUGGUGUCGAAUACGACCAAAGUAUCUUCUGCUUGUCGUAAGAGGCGACCGAAAGAAGAGACGUUGCGUCGCGGGUUGCCUGCGUCUCGGUUUUUGAAUGAGCGUCGCCGACUCACUUGGAUCAAUUAAUUACGCGAGACCGGCGGAUGCGAAUUGAUUAGCACCAAUCGGAGCGUGACGAUAACAGAACGCGGGUUGCAUACGGAUCGGUGUUUACUCUUCGCACAAGGUCCGGUCAUAUGUUUCCAUUGUCGGCCUUUUAAUUGACCCCCAUAACCUAGAAAUUAAAGGUCCAGUUUGAAUUUGAAUCUGUUCGAGACGGGGUAUAUGAGAUAAAUGCUGCUGAGUCCAAUGAUUAAAAGGUUCUUCUCGACUGGUGGUGUCCACCUGAAGCAAGUCACCUUCCGGAAUCUCAGGGGGAAGAAGGUCAGCUCGCAGCAGUGGCUCGCCAGGCAGCUGACGGAUCCGUACAUAGAGAAGGCUCGUAUGAUGAAUUUCAGAUGUCGGAGUGCCUUCAAGUUGACUGAAAUAGAUGACAGGUUCAGGAUACUGCAGCCCGGAUUCAACGUGAUCGAUUGCGGGGCUGCGCCCGGUUCGUGGACGCAGGUGGCUGUGAACAGAGUGAACGCCAAUGGGAAGAAGCAUGACGAUCGGAGAGGGAAGGUGAUCAGUGUGGACAGAAAUAACUUUCAUCCCAUCGAUGGGGCUAUAAUAUUGGGCAAUUCGGACUUCACGAGCGCCGAGACGCAGGAGAAGAUAAAGGUGUACUUGGGGCAGGAGCGCGUCGACGUCGUCCUCUCGGAUAUGGCACCUAAUGCGACCGGCAUCCGCGAGAUGGACGUGGAGAACAUCCUGAACCUGUGCUACAGCACGCUUCGAUUCGCGCUGCAGGUGUCGCGCACCGGAGCGUCUCUGAUCGUGAAGCUGUGGCAGUGCAAGGAGUCCAAGCAGCUGGAGGACGACAUUUCGAAGUACUACGAGGACGUCCGCGUGAUGAAACCGAACGCCAGCCGGACGGACAGCGCGGAGAUAUUUCUGAUGGCUAGGGAGUUCAAAGGGGUGGUUGCACCAUGACCGGCAGUAGUAGUAGUAGUGUAUAAAUAUUCUAUUCAUUAAUUAUCUCCACAAUUCUCUGAUAAACAUUCUCUUCCCUUUUCUCUUCUCUCACGCAUACACACUUUUUCUUUUCUCUCCUUAAACAAAAAAGAAACGAAAAAAAAAAAAAA